AUGGAUUCUAUGAAGAAAAAAUAUCAAGGCUCAACAAGGGUAAAACGACAACAACUUCAAGCUCUUUGCAAAGACUUUAAGACUCUUCACAUGAAGGAGGAAGAGUCAGUUGAUGGGUAUUUUGCUAGAACGUUGACUAUAGCAAACAAGAUGCGUAUUCAUGGUGACAACUUGGAAAAUGUUGCUGUGAUUGAAAAGAUCUUGCGGUCGAUGUCUCCCAAAUUCGCAUAUGUGGUCUGCUCAAUUGAAGAAUCAAAGGACAUUGAUGUUUUGUCCAUUGAUGAACUGCAAAGUUCUUUGCUGGUUCAUGAGUAG
This is a messenger RNA of Camellia sinensis, 315 nucleotides long. Lineage: Eukaryota; Viridiplantae; Streptophyta; Magnoliopsida; Ericales; Theaceae. The record is from RefSeq and is a predicted model, not a curated record.